This is a messenger RNA of Dissoconium aciculare CBS 342.82, 2829 nucleotides long. RefSeq names its product kinesin light chain. The record is from RefSeq and is a predicted model, not a curated record. Gene Ontology annotation, biological process: nucleoside metabolic process. Gene Ontology annotation, molecular function: protein binding; ADP binding; catalytic activity. The transcript is spliced from 3 exons. Lineage: Eukaryota; Fungi; Ascomycota; Dothideomycetes; Mycosphaerellales; Dissoconiaceae. The coding region runs from base 1 to 2829 and encodes 942 amino acids.
AUGUCACCGAACGUCAACCACGACCGUGAGGCGUACAGCGUUGGCAUCAUCUGCGCGUUAGCGACCGAGAAAGCUGCAGCUAUUGCCAUGCUCGACGACAAGCACGAACGCCUGCCGCCUGCUCCCGGCGACGAGAACGACUACACUUUCGGAACAAUCGGCAUGCACGGGGUGGUCAUCGCUUGCCUCCCAGCGGGCAUGACUGGGACAGUGUCUGCGGCGGUGGUGGCCCGAGACAUGAUUCGCAGCUUUCCGAUCCGCAUCGGCUUGAUGGUUGGUAUCGCAGGUGGGGUGUGGAGCGAAGAGGUGGAUGUGCGACUCGGGGACGUGGUCGUGAGCCAGCCGAAUGGCCAGCAUGGCGGAGUAGUGCAGUGGGACUUUGGCAAGACCGAGGCCGGCGGAGUCUUUCGGCGGACAGGAACAUUGAACAAACCCCCGCGCGAGCUCCUAAGCGCUGUACAAGGCUUGCAGGCGGAACACUUACUGCAGGGCCACAGGCUAGAGAAACAUCUUGCCGAGAUGCUGUCCAAGUAUCCCGCGAUGGAAGAAGGGUUUAUGCACCCGGGCGACGACAACGACGAGCUUUUUGAAGCCAGCUAUGACCACGAACGUGGGAAUACGUGUUUGUACUGCACCCGUUCACGCGUGGUGCAGCGUGCAGAACGUCAGAGCCGUCGGCCACUUCUGCACUACGGCAACAUUGCUUCAGGUAACGAAGUGAUGAGGGACGGACGCACGCGUGAUCGCAUCGCACAGCAGGAGGGCGUGAUCUGCUUCGAGAUGGAAGCAGCGGGCUUGAUGGAUUCGUUUCCGUGUAUCGUGAUUCGCGGGAUCUGCGACUACGCCGACUCGCACAAGAACAAGCGGUGGCAGGCGUACGCAGCUGCGACGGCCGCUGCCUACGCGCGGGAGUUACUACUAUGGAUGCCCGCCGCCGAGGUCGCGAAGAUUCGCCCUGUACUAGAAGCAACAGUAUAUAUCCCGUUCCCAAAAAACCAUCAGUUCGUCGGCCGACAAAGCACCCUAGACACGCUACAGCGAAAGCUUUUCACGGCUCGGGACUGCCAGGAGCUGGCCGUAGUCGGUCUUGGCGGCAUUGGUAAGACGCAGGUCGUACUCAGCUUCGCGUAUGCGGUGACGGAGCAACGACGAGAUAUGUCGGUCUUCUGGGUGCCAGCACUGAGUGCGGAGACUUUCGAGCGAGCCAUGGAGGGAAUUGCGAAGCAGCUGAAGAUUCGGAUAGCGACUGAUGGCAGCGAAGAUGUGAAGGAGGCCGUUAGGGAAUAUCUCAGUGCACCGCGCGCCGGCAAGUGGUUGCUCAUCGUUGACAAUGCCGACGACAUAAGCGUAGUCAGCGGGCUGCUUCAAUACCUGCCGCAAAACGCUAAAGGCUCUACCGUUUUUACGACCCGUACGACCGCUGUCGCGCAGCGAUUGGUCGCCGGCAAUACGAUCGAGCUGAAGAACUUUCAGCAGGAUGAGGCUAUGACUUUGCUAAAGAAAGCUCUGAUCCGCCAGGAGCUGCUGCAGGAGACGCGAGCCGUUCUGGAAUUAUUUCGAGAACUGGAAUAUCUUCCCCUCGCUAUUGUGCAGGCAGCAGCGUUCAUGAACGUCAACACCAACACAUCUAUUUCGGAGUAUCUAGCACUGCUGCAAAGUACCGAAGAGGAUAAAGCGUACGUCCUGAGCAAGGAGAACCCAGACGGCACGCGCAGUGAACACGUCAACAGUGCUGUUGCGCGGACCUGGAUCGUAUCCUUCGAACAGAUUCGAGAACGAGACCCCGCCGCGGUCAAACUCUUACAGUUUAUGUCGUGUAUCGAAUGGAGGGAUAUCCCACACUCGGUUCUUCCUACAACACCACUAAAAGCGCAGAUGCAUGACGCAAUUGGCAUGCUAUGUUCAUACUACUUUGUCACUAAGCGAGCAAAUCAAAUGACAUAUGAUAUGCACCGACUCGUGCACUUAGCUAGCCGAUUAUGGCUACAGGGGAGCGCGCACGCUGCAGGAAUCCAAAAGGAAGCAAUCGUACAUCUCGCAAUGAUAUUUCCAUCGAAGGACUAUCGCAAUCGUGCAAUAUGGAGAUCAUACAUGCCGCACGUUACGCGGGUGCGAGAGCGUCAAAGGCAAGAAAAUUGCGCGUUAGAUAUGAUAGAGGAGAGCGAGCUGUACGAUAAGGUAGGACAAUGUCUGCAGGAAGAUGGUAGAACACGAGAUGCAGUUCUCUGGCUGUCAGAUGCUUGUAGCCUAAGAAAAUCCCUCGCCGAGGAUCAUCCAAGUCGACUUGCAUCGCAGCAUGCGCUUGCAUAUACAUGUCAAGCGAACGGGCAGACCAAGGAGGCCAUCCAGCUGCUCGAGCACGUCCAUGCCCUUGCAAAUGCAUAUCAAGCGAACGGGCAGACCAAGGAGGCCAUCCAGCUGCUCGAGCACGUCGUCGCGAUCGAAAAGACAUCGCUCGCAGAGGAUCAUCCUCGACGACUUUUAUCGCAGAAUAACCUUGCAAAUGCAUAUCAAGCGAACGGGCAGACCAAGGAGGCCAUCCAGCUGCUCGAGCACGUCGUCGCCAUCCAGAAGACGUCGCUCGCAGAGGCUCAUCCUAGACGACUUGCAUCGCAGCAUGACCUUGCAAAUGCAUAUCAAGCGAAAGGGCAGACCAAGGAGGCUAUCCAGCUGCUCGAGCACGUCGUCGCGAUCCGGAAGACAUCGCUCGCAGAGGAUCAUCCUGAUCGACUUGCAUCGCAGCAUGCCCUUGCAGGGCUGUGUCAAACGAAUGCGCAUUCCACCAAGCGGUACUAUAAGCAACUCUUCUUUUGGCGAAAAGGAGUUUGA